This is a messenger RNA of Cottoperca gobio, 2835 nucleotides long. RefSeq names its product nuclear transcription factor Y, alpha, like (gene nfyal). Gene Ontology annotation, cellular component: CCAAT-binding factor complex. Gene Ontology annotation, biological process: regulation of DNA-templated transcription. The record is from RefSeq and is a predicted model, not a curated record. The transcript has 10 exons. Lineage: Eukaryota; Metazoa; Chordata; Actinopteri; Perciformes; Bovichtidae. Bases 531 to 1604 code for a protein of 357 amino acids. Gene Ontology annotation, molecular function: DNA binding; DNA-binding transcription factor activity.
UGGCUCCUGUGAGGAAACAUGAUCUCUGGUGGUCGACAAGCCUUAGCUAACGUUAGCUAAAAUAUCAAACAAAGGGAUGGUUGAUAACGCCAAUGUCCUCCCAUCAGCAAACGUCGCCUAGCAAAUUAUCAUCAGCUAACGUUGUAAUGAACGACCCACCAAGAGACGGUCGUUAGCUAUGUAUCUGUUAACUAGCCUCCGUUAAUAAAAGCAUUUACCACGCUUUUAGCUAGCUAACUGAUGCUAUCCUUUAGCCCCCACGACAAUAUCCUGUUAGCAAAACACCCCGUUAAAGCAAGCCCGCAGCUGACCUAUAUCUCCACAGUGGGGUUUAUCUAACCAUCUACAUUUCAGACGUAGCAUUUGACAUAUUAUAAUGAGUUGAAAUGAAAGGGGCCGCCAAUGUGUCACUAUGUGAAUAAUAUCUAACCAAAUAACGAGUUGGCAGCAGUAACGUUAGAUAUCGUUUCGUAACACUUUGAGUUUUUCCUUCUGUAUGAUCAAGAAGAGGGUUGUGACAUUUACAAGCUAUGGAGCAGUACACCACUGCCACCACUUCUACUGGGGAGCAGAUAGUUGUGCAGACUUCCAAUGGACAGAUUCAACAGCAGACACAGGGCACAGUGACGGCUGUGCAGCUGCAAACAGAGGCGCCAGUGGUGACGGCCUCAGGCCAGCAGGUGCAGACACUCCAGGUAGUCCAGGGACAGCCUCUGAUGGUCCAGGUGAGUGGCGGGCAACUCAUCACAUCAUCAGGGCAACCCAUAAUGGUGCAGGCCAUGUCGGGGGGUCAGGGUCAAACCAUAAUGCAGGUCCCUGUAUCUGGAACCCAGGGGUUACAGCAGAUCCAGCUGGUGCAGCCAGGUCAGAUCCAGCUGCAGGGCGGUCAGACUCUCCAGCUCCAGGGCCAGCAGGGUCAGCCCCAGCAGAUCAUCAUUCAGCAGCCCCAGACGGCCAUCACAGCUGGACAGAACCAGGGGCAGCAGAUCAGCGUGCAGGGCCAACAGGUGGCACAGACGGCUGACGGUCAGACCAUCGUCUACCAGCCUGUCAAUGCAGAUGGCACCGUCCUGCAGCAGGGAAUGAUUACAAUUCCAGCCUCCAGCUUGGCAGGCGCCCAGAUUGUACAGGCAGGGGGUGCCAACACCAACACUACUAACAGCGGCCAAGGCACUGUGACCGUCACCCUGCCCGUCUCCGGUAACAUGGUCAAUGCAGGUGGAAUGGUCAUGGUAAGACCCUGUGGAGAGAUGGUCCCAGGAGGUGGUGCAGUUCCCACAAUGCAGCGUAUCCCCCUGCCAGGGGCUGAGAUGCUCGAGGAAGAACCUCUGUAUGUCAAUGCCAAACAGUAUCACCGCAUCCUGAAGCGAAGACAGGCGCGGGCCAAGCUGGAGGCUGAGGGCAAGAUCCCCAAAGAAAGAAGGCAGAAAUAUCUUCACGAGUCUCGCCACCGUCACGCUAUGCAGCGCAAGCGAGGAGAUGGAGGACGUUUCUUUUCACCUAAGGACAAGGAGGAAAUGGCUUUGGCCCUGGCACAGCAACAGCAGGAGGCAGCCCAGGCAGGAGGAGAAGAGACAUUGGAUCAGAUGAUCCGAGUCUCAUAGCACUGUCGUCAACAUCAUCUCUUCUGUCUGAACUCUACCCUGCCUGAAACUCUUCAUCCCAGCUAACCUGAUCUGCCACACCUUCUCCUCUCACUUUUACUCCCUCCUGCCCCGCGGCCAUACAUCAAACCACAGCACCACCACUAUAUUUCUUCUGUUAUCUCUCCACUCUACACUGGUCUUCCAGCGAGCUGAGCUUUGUGGACUGGUCUUCUUCUCUGAAAUGGAGGAUGCUCCCACUCUCAGCUUAUCUGGUUGAGUGUUUACAACCAGGUUUUAAUAUUCAUAAGGAUUUGUUGAGACAAUAAUGAAGCAUGAAGUAAUGGGAAACCAGGGCUAGUCACACAUAUCAAAUAGCAGCUGUGAAGCCAUGUUAGACCCUGGUCUGUUAAAAAAGAUGGUAAUUUGCCACCAGUGGAUACUUGUUGAUUUUAAAUAUUUUUUGUAAAUGGUACAGAUUCUUUUUUCUUUUUUUUUAGAGACGCUCAUUAAGCAUUGGUGUCUUAUAUUGUUUAUGUGAUGCCCUGUAUUUUGACAUUUCAUUUUUUUCAACCCAUGUACUGUGGGGUAUGGACUCGGCAUCAUAAGUCAAACCUUUGUCCACUGAGCAAAAAAUGAAAUGUGAUACUAAUGUGAAGAUAUUGUACAGAAAUAGUUUUCUUCCCCCGUGUGUAUUGGAUGUACUGACUAAUUUGCCCUAUUCUGUGGAUGCAUUUUAUACAAUUUUGUGAUUAGACAUAGUGUUCGUUGGAAAACAAUAACUCAAUGUUUUAUCACAUUACACAUUCUAUCCAUGUAGUUACUUCUUCAUUAGUCUGUUUCGUUUUUUCAUUGUAGAUAAUAGAUUUGUUUUUACCCAUCAAAUGCAGUACUGCAAUGUUCUUUCUUUUUUUUUAUAAUUGAAAAAAAAGGUGAGAGAUACCUAAUGUCAAUUAAAUUUUAUUAAGUGACUCAAGGUUGUUUGUGGUUACUUUUCCACUCCCAGUUUUGGUUAGUUGAGUUGGUCAUCUUUUUAUCACUGAUCCAAGAUAUCCGUGAGUCCAUUGGCAUCCUGUCAAAACUUCAUAGGUGCUGUAGUUCAAUAUUUGUAUACGCUUUUGGGUAGUUUAAUCAACGUGUAUCAUAUCUUCUGAAUUGAAUCAUAUAGUUUGUAUGUAAAAUGUUUAACUGCAAAUUAUUUAGUAACUAUAUAACUGUCAAAAAAUUUAGUUGAGUAAACGAUUACAAUAUC